Molecule: messenger RNA, 816 nt
Organism: Camelina sativa (false flax)
Lineage: Eukaryota; Viridiplantae; Streptophyta; Magnoliopsida; Brassicales; Brassicaceae
Product: organelle RRM domain-containing protein 6, chloroplastic
Biological process (GO): cytidine to uridine editing; chloroplast mRNA modification
Cellular component (GO): chloroplast
Molecular function (GO): RNA binding
Source: RefSeq, a predicted model, not a curated record
GUUUUGUGUUAUCAAACGAAUAUAUGAAAUACCAAAAUUACCCUCAAUAAAUCAAAGUUUGUGUAAGUUGAUGAGGGGAUAGGGUCCGGCGAAGAAGAAGAGGGAAACAAUGGCAGUAAGCUUAGGGAACGUCGUCGUUCCAUCGUGUUCCGGAGAUCGCCUCUUUAGAUCUAACUUCUCGGCCGUAUGCAGCGUCUCUUGCCGACGAAUCAAUGUCGGAACCCUCGUUAUUUCGGCUCGCCGACGCCGUGAUAUUGGCGGGUUAAUGGUUUCUAGCUGUAUCUCUUCCGGUUCUUCUUCUUCUUCGUCGUCGUCUUCCUCUGGGCCAAAGACGAAACUCUUUGUCAGUGGGCUUUCUUUCCGCACUACUGAAGAUACCUUACGAGAUACUUUUGAACAGUUUGGCAAGCUUAUACACAUGAACUUGGUGAUGGAUAAGGUAGCUAAUAGACCAAAAGGUUUUGCUUUCCUAAGGUAUGACACAGAGGAGGAGGCUAUGAAAGCUAUUGAAGGGAUGCACGGAAAGUUUUUGGAUGGAAGGGUUAUAUUCGUGGAGGAAGCUAAAACCAGAUCAGAUAUCUCCAGAGGUAAACCCAGACCAGAGUACCCCAAACCUCAAUCCAAACCUCGCACUUUUCGUACGUGGUAGCUGUUUUGAAUAUGUCUUCAUACUGUGUAAUGAUUUGUAAAAUUUUGGUGUACUUUUUCUGAUUAAUGUCACUGGUCAUCUCCUACCAAGUUUUUCCCAAGGGGAAAAUAGUCCUACCUAAAGUAACAUUUUAUGUCAAAAAUGCAUAACAUAGCUUCCAAAACAAA